AUGGCAUACGGCAAUAUAUCUUACUGGGAUGAACGAUACACAAACGAAGAAGAGCAAUUUGAUUGGCAUCAAAAAUGGUGUAGUGUAAAGCACAUUUUCUCAGAACUGAACUUAAAAAAUGACGCAAAAAUAUUAAAUAUCGGCUGUGGAACAUCAAAAUUCAGCGAAGAAAUGCUUGACAAUGGUUAUACAGAUAUAACUAACAUAGACGCUUCUUCUGUAUGCAUAAAGAAAAUGCAAGAAAUUUACAAAGAUAAACCUAAUUUAAAAUAUAUGUUAAUGAAUGUAUGCGAUAUGAAAGGAUUUAAAAACGCAGAGUUCGACCUAAUUGUGGACAAGGCCUGUCUAGAUUCUGUAGUUUGUUCGGAAGAUUCCCUUAGGAAUGUCGAAGAAAUGCUGUCUGAAGUAUCACGUGUGUUAAAACCUGAAGGUAUCUUUGUUGUUAUAUCGCAUGCGCAACCAACUUAUCGAUUAGGAUAUUUGCAAAAACAGGAUUACAAGUGGAAUAUCACUGUAAAAACAGUUAAGCGUCCUAUAUUAGGGAUAGUAGCCCCCCCUGUGGAUGACAGCUUACACUAUAUUUACAUUUGCAAUAAGGGAAACACAGAUACACAAAAAUAG
This is a messenger RNA of Plasmodium gonderi, 621 nucleotides long. Its product is annotated as methyltransferase. The record is from RefSeq and is a predicted model, not a curated record. The transcript is spliced from 7 exons. Bases 1 to 621 code for a protein of 206 amino acids. NCBI's taxonomy places the organism in Eukaryota, Apicomplexa, Aconoidasida, Haemosporida, Plasmodiidae. Gene Ontology annotation, molecular function: S-adenosylmethionine-dependent methyltransferase activity.